ACGGCAGCGCCCGGGAUAACGUGAUUAGCGCUCUAUUAGGUCCGCUAUUGAGCACAACUAGAUGCAGUGCAGAGAUCAUUGUGCGGGGAGAGACAGAGGAAACGCUUCAUCCGACACAUGGAUCUCCUCUGCUGGCCAUUGAUCUGGCUAAAGAAGUUACCCGCUGACAGUUUUUUAAUGCCCGUGCGUCUCUGGCACUGGAGAGGUUGUGUCACUGCUCGCUGCCUCAGAUGAACUGACAGCCUUAUAAACAACAAGGGCUUAAUCCUUGAGGAGCCAGUGCACGAUGAAAGGGAAAAAUCCGGGAGAGCCUCAGAGGAGUGAUUCAGUUCCUUUCUCAGCCCUGCGGUGAGCUGCUGGCUCUGUCCUUCCUGGUGGAUGAUACUUGUUAACCUCAGGUAAACUCACAUAGGAAGUGGGCCAAUCUGCUCCAAUGGAGCCCAACAACGACACCAACCAGACUUUUGCAAAAGUGGCUCCGUACAGCUGGCAGAUAUCCCUGCCGCUCACGGUGCUGGUGGGGAUCAUGAUCCUGCUGAUAGUGUUUGGUAACGUGCUGGUGGUCAUUGCUGUGUUUACAAGUCGGGCGCUGCGAGCUCCACAGAACUUAUUUUUGGUGUCUCUGGCAUCAGCUGACAUUUUGGUGGCGACCCUCGUGAUGCCUUUCUCCUUGGCCAAUGAGCUCAUGGGAUACUGGUACUUUGGCGAGGUGUGGUGUGAUAUAUAUCUUGCACUUGAUGUGCUUUUCUGCACUGCCUCCAUCGCCCACCUCUGUGCUAUCAGCUUAGACCGUUACUGGUCCAUCACACAGGCCAUCGAGUACAACCUGAAGAGGACGCCACGACGCAUCAAGUGCAUCAUCGUCAUUGUGUGGGUCAUUGCGGCGGUUAUCUCCUUCCCACCUCUAAUCAGCAUGGACAAGGGAAACAACAAAGACAACCCUGUGUGUGAGAUUAAUAAUGACAAAUGGUACGUCAUUUCCUCCUGCAUCGGCUCCUUCUUCCUGCCCUGCAUCAUCAUGGUGCUGGUCUAUGUGCGAAUCUACCAGAUCGCCAAAAAGAGGACGCGGGCUCCACCGGGAGACCGGAAGCGGAAGGACCUACCGAAGACGCCCACCAUCCAUGCCGGCAACCAGAAAGAGAACGGCGUGGGCGACGCUGAGGACCGCUUGUGCCACGAGAAGCUGAACGGUGAACGGGACAUCGAGCUGAAGGAGGAAGUAGGAGGAGGAGGAGGGACUGAUGAGGAGAAAGGUGAGGUCAACGGGGUGGACAUUGAGGAGUCGUCCUCCUCUGACCACAAAGUGAACAAUCCAUGCUCGAUCAAAAAGAAAUCGACCAAGAGCAAAACCAAACUGAGUCAAAUCAAACCGGGGGACGGCGAGGUCCAAAAGCGGGUGCCGAGCACCAAGUGCAGCCGCUGGAAGGGCCGACAGAACCGGGAGAAACGCUUCACCUUUGUCCUGGCUGUGGUCAUUGGAGUGUUUGUCAUCUGCUGGUUUCCCUUUUUCUUUACGUACAUGCUGACGACACUGUGUCAGUCCUGUCCUGUACCUGACACCCUGUUCAAGUUCUUCUUCUGGUUUGGUUAUUGCAACAGUGCACUGAACCCCAUCAUUUACACCAUCUUCAACAAUGACUUUAGGAGGUCGUUCAAAAAGAUACUGUGCAGGAGGGACACCAGAAGAUACGUAUGAUGGACUCCAUCUUUAUGUACAUACUCCUUUUUUUUUUCUUUUUUUACUAUGUUGUACAUAAAGUGUAAAACACUCUGACCAUUGUGCAUGGAUCCACCAGCUUGUGAAUGCUGUAGGUGUAACUGCUUGUAAAGGCUUUCCCAGGACGAGCUUUACGUGCAGCAUCUUCUUUUCAAAACCUCCACCACCCACACUUUCACUACUGACGUCACACAGAGAGAGGUUUCAAGUGCUGAACACCACAUGCGAACAUGUUUUCAUUUGAACUGAUAUUUUUAUGUUUAUAAAAGACAGACAUAUUAAAAGCCCAUGAUAUGUAUUGUAUUUUACGACAGUAUGUUGUACAAAAUGACUCCGUCUGUAUAUUUGUCUCUAUUUUUGUUGUUAUGGAUACAUUAUUGUGCCAUUUUGUAUGAUAUGAUAAUGAUGUUGGUUCGGAUGGUGAUGGUGGUGUUGACAACAUGUGGGGAAAAUACAGACUCUUUAAAGAAUAAAUAAAGCCCAUUUCCUGAAAUGGCUUCAAGGAUCCAUAUAAAAACAA
This is a messenger RNA of Stegastes partitus (bicolor damselfish), 2237 nucleotides long. It is a transcript of the gene adra2a, whose product is annotated as adrenoceptor alpha 2A. Gene Ontology annotation, cellular component: plasma membrane. The record is from RefSeq and is a predicted model, not a curated record. The transcript is spliced from 2 exons. Gene Ontology annotation, biological process: G protein-coupled receptor signaling pathway. Gene Ontology annotation, molecular function: alpha2-adrenergic receptor activity; epinephrine binding. The coding region runs from base 434 to 1696 and encodes 420 amino acids. NCBI's taxonomy places the organism in Eukaryota, Metazoa, Chordata, Actinopteri, Pomacentridae.